Ochotona curzoniae (black-lipped pika) is the source of this 4129-nucleotide messenger RNA. It is a transcript of the gene TTC5, whose product is annotated as tetratricopeptide repeat domain 5. Lineage: Eukaryota; Metazoa; Chordata; Mammalia; Lagomorpha; Ochotonidae. The record is from RefSeq and is a predicted model, not a curated record. Bases 26 to 1348 code for a protein of 440 amino acids. Gene Ontology annotation, molecular function: protein binding. The transcript is spliced from 10 exons.
GGAGAAGGGGAAGAGUUCCUGGGAAAUGAUGGCUGAUGAAGAGGAGGAAGUCAAGCCUAUCUUCCAGAAAUUGCAGGAACUGGUGGAUCAGCUCUAUGUGUUUCGAGACAGCUAUUUUGAGACACACAGUGUGGAGGAUGCCGGACGGAAGCCACAGGAUGUGCGGGAGGAGAUGGAGAAGACCCUGCGGCAGAUGGAGGAAGUAGUGGGUCCUGCUCAGGGGAAGGCGCAGGCUCUCAUGCUGACUGGGAAGGCGCUGAAUGUGACGCCCGACUACAGUGCCAGGGCCGAGGAGCUCCUGUCCAAGGCUGUGAAGCUGGAGCCUGAGCUGGUGGAAGCCUGGAACCAGCUGGGCGAGGUGUACUGGAAGAAAGGGGAUGUUGCAGCUGCCCACACCUGCUUCUCAGGAGCCCUCACCCACUGCAAGAACAAGGUCUCCCUGCAGAACCUGUCGAUGGUGCUUCGGCAGCUGCGGCCGGACAGUGCGGAUGAACACUCCCGCCACGUCAUGGACAGUGUCCGGCAGGCCAAGUUGGCGGUGCAGAUGGAUGUCCUUGAUGGCCGCUCCUGGUAUAUUCUGGGAAAUGCGUACCUUUCUCUUUACUUCAAUACUGGCCAGAACCCCAAGAUCUCCCAGCAAGCCCUCAGUGCCUACGCCCGAGCAGAGAAGGUUGACAGAAAAGCAUCCAGCAACCCUGACCUUCAUCUAAACAGGGCGACGUUACAUAAAUAUGAGGAGAGUUAUGGGGAAGCCUUGGAGGGCUUCUCUCAGGCUGCAGCUCUGGACCCUGCCUGGCCGGAACCGAGGCAACGAGAACAGGAGCUCCUAGAAUUCCUGGAUCGAUUAACCAGCCUGCUUGAGAGCAAGGGCAAAGUGAAGAACAAAAAGCUCCAGAGCAUGCUGGGAAGCUUGCGCCCAGCCCAUCUGGGCCCUUGUGGUGAUGGGCGCUAUCAGUCAGCCUCUGGGCAGAAGGUGGCCCUGGAGCAGAAGCCGCUGAGCGCGCUGCGGCCCGGCGUGAACAGUGGCACCGUGGUCCUGGGGAAGGUGGUGUUCAGCCUUACCACAGAGGAGAAAGUCCCCUUUACCUUUGGCCUGGUUGAUUCAGAUGGACCGUGCUAUGCAGUGAUGGUUUACAACAUCGUCCAGAGCUGGGGAGUGCUCAUCGGGGACUCGGUGGCCAUCCCGGAGCCCAACCUUCGUCUGCAUCAGAUUCGGCACAAAGGAAAGGACUAUGCCUUUUCCAGUGUUCGCGUGGAGACGCCCCUCCUGCUGGUGGUGAACGGAAAGCCUCAGGGCUCCAGCAGCCAGGCUGCUGCCACGGUGGCAUCGAGGCCUCAGUGUGAAUGACCUUGCCUCGCUGGCGCUGCGGAGUGGACUGUGGAGAUGACCCCAGGCGCUCGGCAGCUGGAGCAGCCACGUCAGAGACUCCACCAGGACGGGCAGGGUGGGGACGUUCCCUUCCUCUGUCCUGUAAGGCGCUUGGGGUCUUUCUUGUCUGUCAUUAUGUGGAACCCUCUCCAGGGCUGUGCCCUCCCUUGAUGUGUCUCUCCUGCCUCUUGCGCUGCUCUCUCUGUUUUAGGCAAAGAGCAUGGAAUUGGCGGAAGUUUUGGGAACCUGCUGUGGACAGUCUCCCAGGUUCCUGUUUGUGCCUCCUUCCUAAGCUUCUGUGUAUAUAUCAGUUCAGUAUUUAUUGCUGAGGGAGGGGGCUUAAGUUCUUAGUGGCUUGGUUUUUGAGCAAUUUCUAUGUUUAAAAUUUAGAUCCAUCCCCUUCUUUGGGGCUGGAAUGGAAUUAAAUUCAUUUGGAAAUAAAGGAACCCUGUAUUUUGGGCUGCUUCAUUUUUUUUUUCCCAGGCUUGGAUUUUUGGUUUAAGGAUCACUUUAAUCCAGCAGGGUAAUACCUUUUAUUACCCCCACUGCCUUUUGGUUUAUUUCUCUCCAAGUUUAAAAAAUUCUGGCAGUAUUCAGCCCAGGGCAGAGUGGCAGCUUCACAAAAGUUGCUGAACCUUCUCUUUUAUUUCUUUCCAGUUUUCCAUUCUGUCAUCUGCAGUGGUCAUCCUUAGCCACGGUCCAAGCUGACAGACAAUAUUAUUCCAACAGUGUUAGUGGGCUGCUGCCAGAGAAGGCAAGAUCCUCAGUUUCAUUAGAUGCUAGUGAUACAUUGUGUAACGGCUUCUCUUACUCUUGUGAAGAAAUGGGGACAUGUGAGUUGAGGUUUACUAACCAACUGAAUAAUUAUUGUACAUUGCCGGAUACAGAUGACUCUGGCUCAGGUCUGCGUCUGCCGUCCAGCUCCGUUCCGUGUUUGAUCGACGACUUGCAUGUUACUGUUGUAAAGCAGGACUCGUUAGAGAAUGGAUGGCAGAAUAACUGUCCGACUAGCUGUCUGAAGCAGUGUAAGGGCUGCGUCUAACGAGAUAAAAUCACCAAGUCCAUACUUUUGUUCUCCAAAGGAUAGCUUUCUGAGUUGUAUGCUCAAUAUCAUACAUUAAAAUUUAUUAGGAACUUUAAUAGAUGAAGUCAAUAGGAGCAAACAGUGUGAUAAUAGUUGCCAAAAAAAAAAAAAAAGUUUCUUCUUGGACAGCACCAAGGAACCUCUCUGUGAUAGCCAGAGAGAAUUUUGCAUGCCGGUGUCUGUCAGACUGUAUGUGUAGUCUUGAAUUCAGUUUCUGGUGUUGAUUUUGAGGCCUACAGUCAUAGAAAAGUGAUUAGGAGUUAGUGGGGGGCAGAGCAGGAUCCUGAGAAUAGCCUAAGCACUGAUUUUGGGGGGUUAUGAGUGAGCGUUAGAGGCAGUAGGGAGACGAGACCCAGUAACUGGCCAGAGACUGAGAAGUGAUCAGUAGGUGGUAACUAGAGAGAAGCAGUGUGUGAAAACAAAUCAAAUAUGUUAAGAUGUUUAUCUGCGGUUUAAAGCGUAGUUUGGAUGCUCAUAGAAUACCCACCUGCCUUAAAAUCUGAGCGUCUGAUACCUUAGAAGCCCUGUGUGCCUCUCCAUGACCUCGUCUCAAUUUGCUUCCACAGCUGUGUAAUACCUCAUUGUAUGGAUAUGUCAGAAUGUAUUAAUCCUGCUGUUAAAAGGAUAUUGGACUUUCCAGUUUUCCUGACUUUAUUUUGCUGUCAAAGCACUAGUUCUUGUGCACGCGCUUGCAGGUAAGCACAAGAGUGGCUUUUACAGCAGUGGUGCUCAUAGAGAGAUCCCCAGACCCACAGCAUCGCCUGGCCUGGAAGCUUCUUAGAAAUGCAAGUUCUCAGGUUCCUGCCCAGACUUCAGUGAUUCCAAAACUCUGGGGAAGAGCCCAGUACCCAUGCUUAGCAAACCUUCCGGCAAACCUUCGGAUGGACACUAGUGAGCGAAGAAAGCUGUCUCAGACUAGUGACAGAAGAAUCAAACUGCUGGGUCGGAGAGUGCGUACAUGUUUGACAUUUUUUGAAAAAUACCAAACAUUUCUAAAGUGCUGAUGCCACUCUUUGCCUCUACUGUAAACGGAUGAGCCUUCCUCAAGGUCCCUGUCUUCUUCCAUGCUGCUUGCUGUUUUUGGACUUUUUUGGAUAUUGCAAAUAUAGGAGUGAAUGAACACUGAUAUUUUCCUGUGGCAAAAUGCAUGUUCAUGUUUUCUGACUACUGUUAUGUUGGAUUCCAAAUUGAUUUGAACUGUUUAAAUGUCCCUUGUGCGAAUGUUUUGUCAGGAUAUAUGCUGCAGACAUCUGAUCGUUUUUUAGCUUGACUUUUUACUCUAGUAGAUUUUUUUUUUUUUUUUACAUUUUAUUUAUUUGUUAGAAAGGUAGAAUGACAGAGAUGGGGGAGAGAGAGACAGAGAAGAGAUCUUCUGUCUGCUGUUUUAGUUCCCAGAUUCCUGCCUCAAAUAGGGCUGGGCUGAGCUGAAGCCAGGAGCCUGAAAUCCUGUGCAGGUCUCCCACGUGGGUGACAGUCUCGGUGCCCGCGCCAUCAUUUGCUGCCUCCCGGGGGCAUUGGAGUGCAACUUGAUUCUAGCAACUCCGAUGUAACCCUCUGUACCGUGGCACCUGCCUCAUUAGGGUCUUUCUCUGAACAGAAGUUCUUAAUUCCAAUGUGACUGAAUGUAUUUGUGUUUUGAGAAGUCUUUCCCUGUCCAUGAGCACAUUGCCCCUCUA